CCCCCUUCCCUUCCUCCCUGCGCCUUCCCUUCCCCCGUUUUGUUUUGUGCGGCGACUCCGGGAGCGUGACGGAGGAGGCGCUCAGAGCAGCGCUUAUGCAACCGGCUGACCUACUAACACACAUUCGCCGGGCGAAGGAAGGAGGGCGGCGGCGACGGCGGCGGAGCUGGGCGAGGAGGCAGGCGCUUGGCGGGGCGAGAGGAGCGCGACGGAUCCCUGGACGCGGCCGCUUCUUUCCAAAGAGGCGUUUCACUCCCUUCUGGGCCUGACGCAGCGGUUGCCACUGGCUCCUUCAUUUCCCACUGCGCCUGCCAGCCAGUAACAUCUCUGCUCUUGCCGUCGGCCGGUGUCUGGAUUCAAAGCCCCGCAGGUCUUCCAGGGAAUGGAAGGUCAUCUUCUGGAUAGCAAAGAGUGACCAGAAAGUCUUUGAUUGCCUGAGCCAAAAGAAUUCCUGCUCCUCUGGGUGUCCUGGAAGAUGCUCUCCUUCUGCUGGACAGUUCCCUUUGCACCUGUGGGAACACGGAGGAGCCCGUUUGACUGUUGCAGCUGGAGGACAGCUCAAGGCUAUAUUGUAAGUAGCACCUCUGGCAGUACAGUUUGACAACAGCGUUGGGCGGAGAGUUUGGCAAGAAGUACCCUUUCCAGCUUCAGCAGCAAUUGGAGGGUAAACCUCCAAAGGGCAGGCAGGCAACAAGCACCUGAACGUUUGUGCCGAGGGAUCGCCAGACCUCCGCCGGCGACGCCAUGGAGAGUCUCAACUCGCCCACGCUGUGUUCGGCAGGGAGCUUCCCUGGAUUCCACCAGGACGGCAUGAUGCAGCGAGCCCGGGCGCUGAAGGGCAAGCCGAGUGCCAACUGCCGCCGGAAGCGGGAAUUUAUCUCUGACGAGAAGAAGGACGCCAGCUACUGGGAAAAGCGCCGGAAGAACAACGAGGCCGCCAAACGCUCGCGGGAGAAGCGCCGUUUCAAUGACUUGGUCCUCGAGAACAGGGUGAUGGCUUUGAACGAGGAGAACGUGCGGCUCAAGACGGAGCUUCUGCAGCUCAAGCUGCGCUUCGGCCUCAUCAGCACGGCGGCCUUCAUGGAGAAGAGCCAGCAGCUGAGCGCCGCCAGCGCCAACGCCAUGGCCCACUUCUACGAGAGCAGCGACGGCAGCAUGUACUCUGGCAGCUCUUUGUCCCGGGCGCAUCACUCAGAGGACUCCUCCGAGACGGAGCAGUCGAGUCGGGACAGCGGCAGUGUGUCCGCGGCCAAGUAUUCGUCCCGGGGCUCCCUCUCGGACAUGUCGGACGGCUCGUCUCGGGACAGCCCCAUGCCGCAGACGCUCGGGGAAGCCCAGGCGGUCAGCCGAGCCUACGGCGAGGCUCCCCCGCAGCACCACCCAGAGCCCAAAACCCCGGUUCCUCGCGGGGUCAUCCUCUUCAGCGCCAAUGGCUUUACCGCAGUGGCAGCCCCCCAGCCUUUGUUUCCUGAGCGGGAAGAGCGGGUAGGAGGACACGGUGUGGCUGAGGCUCCCAAAAGCCCCUGCAUGGAGCAGGAAGGCCACAGCCAGCGGGAGGAGCUGCUCCCCAACCCAGGGUACUGCACAAAGCCCCCGAGCUACAGCACGCCCAGUGGUUAUUUGGAGGGGGAUCUGCCCCGAGUGGAGCACAUGAGGAAGGCUCAGGAGCCCCAAUCCCCCUUUGAAGGCUACAGCAGUGAGGAGAGCGGGGAAGAGCGCAGCUGGGGCGGCUCGCCUGUUCCCUAUCCAGGGCCACUGGAUGCCCACCCUGAUGUCCGGACAGCAGCUCUCCCUCACAAGCUUCGCCUCAAGUGCAGGGCCCAUAGCAGCGGCGUUCAAGAGCUGUUCCCUAGUUCUAGCACUGUCCCAGCCGGCUGCUGUCAGGAUGCUCCUGUGGCACCGGACUGGGUCGGCGACCGGCCUGAGGAGAUGUCGGUCUUGGUGCGGCAAGCGCUGCUCCUCAACGAGCAGCCGGCCACAGGGGGCGCCCUGGAGAGACUUCUGUGCCGUGGCUCCGGCGUCCAUUCGGACAACUCAGUGCCCAAGGACCAUGUCAGACAGUGGGAGGAAGGUUGCCAUGACGAUGGCCCUCGGGCCACUUGAAAGAGGCUCGGGUGUGGGUAAAAAAAUGGUGGGCUUUUGUUUUUUAAACUGAUCUGGGGUUUUGUAUACGAGAGAAAUUCUGCAAGGCAGGAUCAGCCUUGGAUUUGGGGAGCGGAAGCGGGCCUUCGUCCACUCAGACCCCAGGGCCACAGGAUCGAGCAGAGUGGCAAUCAUGAGACAUGAAGGGAUCGUGACCUGGCUGGACUUGAAAGGGGUCUCAUGAAAAGGCGGGCUGUGGAGCUACUGAGACCUGGAAGUUGGUGGCCUCCCUGCUUGGACAGGCCAGGGAUUCAGCACGUGGAGGGGAACCUGUCUCUAAGCUCUGCUGGCUUUCCAGUCAGUCACUGCAAGGAUAUUGUUACUUGAGCUGAUUUUGGGGCAUCGAGAUCCACGGAGAAGUUGGCAUCUAAUCCACCCUUUGCUGGUGCCGAGGCUCCUGGGUAGCUUCAACUGGCACAGCUGGUGGUUUGCCAGGGACUGCAUCAUCUUCUGAGUCAGAAACUGCUUGGUUGGACAGAAAUAUUUGUGAUUUUAAAUACUAAAAUAAAUGUGCAGAAAAUUUCAAGAAA
Lacerta agilis (Sand lizard) is the source of this 2672-nucleotide messenger RNA. RefSeq names its product nuclear factor interleukin-3-regulated protein-like. The record is from RefSeq and is a predicted model, not a curated record. Lineage: Eukaryota; Metazoa; Chordata; Lepidosauria; Squamata; Lacertidae. Gene Ontology annotation, molecular function: DNA-binding transcription factor activity; DNA binding. Gene Ontology annotation, cellular component: nucleus. Gene Ontology annotation, biological process: circadian rhythm; regulation of DNA-templated transcription. Bases 745 to 2103 code for a protein of 452 amino acids. The transcript has 2 exons.